This is a messenger RNA of Owenia fusiformis, 493 nucleotides long. Lineage: Eukaryota; Metazoa; Annelida; Polychaeta; Sabellida; Oweniidae. The record is from the annotation of a GenBank genome assembly.
GAAUGGCGGAUAAUGACCUACGUGAUAGUCUUUGGUUGUAUCAUACUUGACACUUAUGUCUUGAUUCACAUAGCUGACCUACAAACUGGUGUACAUCCAGAGCCCUUGCUUGGAGAUUUGUGUAAAGCAACUACUGGGCUUCUCAUAUUUGGAUUCACAUUAGUGUAUGGAGGGAUGACUUUAAAGUUAUGGGGAAUCUACAAGUUUUUCAGCCAGAGCAAAAAGAAAGUGAUAAAGGAAGGAUGGUUGGUAUUCAUUUUCUUCAUGCUCAUUGUCGCUGAUGUCAUAGUAGUUUGCAUUUGGUUUGUCAUGGAUCCAUUGUAUCCAGUGUCUAGAGAACUAGAAUCAAAUCUUAACGAUGACACAUCUGUCAGAACAAUAACGGUAAUGAUUGGAUGUGAAUCGGUGUAUAAAACGUACUUUCUCAUAGCCAUAUUUUGUUACAAGGCAGUUGUGUUGUUGUUGGGUGGUUUCAUAGUUUGGCCAGCAUUGU